Messenger RNA from Micromonas commoda, 1842 nucleotides. RefSeq lists its product as hypothetical. Lineage: Eukaryota; Viridiplantae; Chlorophyta; Mamiellophyceae; Mamiellales; Mamiellaceae. The record is from RefSeq and is a predicted model, not a curated record. The transcript has a single exon. Bases 1 to 1842 code for a protein of 613 amino acids.
AUGGCGACCGUUCGCGCGGUGUGCCCCGGCGCCGGGGCUCGCGCCAUCGCCAGACCGUCCUCCUCGAGGCUCGCGUCGGUCAGGCUUCCCGCCAGGGCGGCUGGAUCCCCCCGCGCGCGGUCUUGGCCCCGGGGAACUAGUUCGACAAGAUUGCGGGCGUGGCCGAAGUGGCUCCAACCGUCGGAGCCUGCUCCCGCGGAGCCGCCCAAGGCGGAUCCCCUGCCCCCGACGCCCACCUCUAAGGCCACCAUCGACGCGUUAUGUGACAUCCUCGGAGAGCAAUGCGAGGACGAGGAGGCCAAGAGGGCGGCGGAGGAGGCUGAGGCCGACAGGGUCAGGGCGGAGCGCGCGGCUGCGAUCGAGGCUGAGAAAUCGCGCAAGGGGGAGAGGCUCAAGGCUUUCCGCGCGGUGUCCACCAGUACUCUCCGCCUGCAGCAGCUCCAGAUGGUGUUCCUGGACCUUCCCAUCCUUCCCACCGCCCUCCACGACCUCAUCCUCGGUUCCGACGCCAAAGCCGGCAAGCGCGGCGCCACCAUCGCCGACCUCCCCGACGUCGACUGGUUCGACGUCACCCUCCCAUCCGACGGCAAGCGGGACGCGGACGUCCUCGUCGGCGAAAAGCCAAAGCGGGACAUUCCCGAGGGCCGGAACGUAGGCGAAAACACCCCCAAGGGCGAAAACACCUCGGACGGGUCCGUUCGGGCCUCCGUCAAGUCCCUCAUCGGCGUCGACGAUCUCACGCCCGAGUACGUCGACUACGACGGCGAGGCGCUCCCGGGUGAGUUUUCCAUCCCGGUGGUGCCGUACCCGUUCGUGUGCCACCCCGGGUCGCAGGUCCGGCUGAACCUGUUCGAACCCAGGUGGCUGACGCUGUUCGCCAAGCUCAUGCGGGACCCGGCGGAGACGGUGUCGGACACGGCGCCGCUGGUGCUGGAAGGGGCGCGAGACAACGCCAACCGGAUCGACCUCAGCAGGAACGAGUACGUCCGCGCGUACGAGGAGGGCAACGAUACAGACUUCGACAUCGUCCCCGGGUCCGGACGAAUGGACGAGUCGCCGUUCGUGGGUACCGAGCGGUUCGGUGCGCUGUACCGCAGGGCGGACGGCAAGGUGGCGGGCGUGGGCACGGCCAUGCGGCUCGUCGCGCACGACGUGGUGGUCAACGGCAAGCUCCUCAGCGUGUACGCCAGGGGCGAGACCCGGUUCAGGGUUCUGAGGAUCAGGCAGGUGAACCCCUACCUCGUCGUCGACGCCGUGCCCCUCGAGGACGAGGGCGCGGUCGCAUCGUCGGAAGUGGCGGACGAAUCAGACGCCGCCACGUCGGCAUCAGCGUCCGGGUCUGGUGAAUUCGGCGGCGACGCGGCGUAUGCGACAAACGUGGGCGGAUCGAUGGAUUCCAACGAGGCGGACGUCGCGGUCGGAUCGUCGAAAACCGCGACCGCGCUGGCGUCGUGCAUGGACCGACUCAUCGUCGCGGACCCGUACUACUCCGAGGCGGUGGGUCUGGGCGAGGCGUGGAGCAUGGACAAGUCCCUCAAGAGGAGCGUGGGGGCGAUGAAUGAAUUCGACGUGGCCAACGCGGUUCUUUACGCCAAGCCGGAAGCGGCGCUCAGGGUGCUCGCGAGCGGCAGCAGUGACCAGCGCAAAGAGGCCGUGUUGGACGCGGUGCGGGGCAUGGAAGCGGCGCUGGCGGCGGGACUGACGCCGAGGAAGGCGAGGUUGCUUCGAUCGCUCGGGGCGAUGGCUGUGAUCUUCUCAAUCGGAUUUGGCAUUGCGUCCGUUCGACAAAUAAUUGAUGUUUACCUCGGGGACGGAGGCGGCGCGCCUCCUCCAAUGUUCUGA